Engraulis encrasicolus (European anchovy) is the source of this 2290-nucleotide messenger RNA. It is a transcript of the gene rrad, whose product is annotated as Ras-related associated with diabetes. The transcript is spliced from 5 exons. Gene Ontology annotation, cellular component: plasma membrane. The coding region runs from base 125 to 1051 and encodes 308 amino acids. Gene Ontology annotation, biological process: negative regulation of high voltage-gated calcium channel activity. NCBI's taxonomy places the organism in Eukaryota, Metazoa, Chordata, Actinopteri, Clupeiformes, Engraulidae. Gene Ontology annotation, molecular function: GTP binding; GTPase activity; calcium channel regulator activity. The record is from RefSeq and is a predicted model, not a curated record.
UCGCAGAGCUCUAUAACAGGACCUAAACCACAAAGGAUUGUAGCACUGAGGACUUUUAUUACAAGAGGACUUUUAUUUAUUUCAAGAGGACUUCUGACUGAAGACAAUACAGACGCGCUGAGCCAUGACUCUGAACAAGGGAGACAAGUUUCGGAGCAGCAUGGACAAGAGGAGAGGGAGCAUGCCGUUCCCGAUGCACCUCCAAAACCUUCACAGGCGAAGCAUGCCCGUGGAUGACCGGGAGCUACGAGCCAGCAUGCCCGCGGCACCCACCGGACAGCUCACCAACCUCAUGCGCUGUACAUCCUACGGCCCCGGCGAACAGAAUCGGGAGGGGUGCGUGUCCGACUCGUCCGACUCGGUCAUCUCAUCUGGUAGCGAUUCGGACAGCCAGGUGUUCAAGGUGGUGUUGCUGGGGGAACACGGCGUGGGGAAGUCCAGCCUCGCGCGCAUCUUCGGGGGCGUGGAGGAUAGUCACGAUUUCGAGGAGGCAGGCAACACGUAUGACAGAUCUCUGGAGGUGGACGAUGAGGAGGCCAACAUCCUGCUGUACGACGUCUGGGAACAGGACAACAGCCAGUGGCUGAAGGACCAGUGCAUGCGCAUGGGCGAUGCCUACAUCAUCGUGUAUUCCGUGACGGACAAGGCCAGCUUCGAGAAGGCGUCCGAGCUGCGUAUCCAGCUGCGCCGCGCGCGCCAGUCCGAAAACAUUCCCAUCAUCCUCGUGGGCAACAAGAGCGACCUGGUGCGGUCCAGAGAGGUGUCCGUGGACGAGGGGAGCGCCUGUGCGGUGGUGUUCGACUGCAAGUUCAUCGAGACGUCGGCCUCGCUGCACCACAACGUGCAGGAGCUGUUCGAGGGCAUCGUGCGGCAGAUCCGGCUGCGCAAGGACAGCAAGGAGGAGAACGCCCGGCGGCAGGCCAGCUGCAAGCGCCGCGAGAGCAUCAGCAAGAAGGCCAAGCGCUUCCUGGGACGCAUCGUGGCGCGCAAGAACAAGAAGGCCGCCUUCAGGCAGAAGUCCAAGUCCUGUCACGACCUCACCGUGCUCUGAAGAAAAGAAAAAAACUCAACACCCCAACCUUUCAACUCUACCUGUGUCUGCUCUCUCUCUCUGUCCGAACCUUUCAACUCUACCUGUGUCUGCUCUCUCUCUGUGUCCAAACCCCAAACUCUUCCUUGUGUCUCCUCUCUCGGUAUCGUGCUCUCUUUAUGUCGUUUCUCUUUCUGUCUUUUAUUGUGUCUAGUCUUUGCUCUGUAUUCCUUUGUGCCUCUAUUCCCUCUCUCUAUCAUUAUUUCUCUGUGUCCUUCUCUGUGUGUCUCCUCUCUCUCUCGCUCUCUCUCGCUCUCUCUCUCUCUCUCUCUCUCUCUCUCUCUCUCUCUCUCUCUCUCUCUCUUCUGUCUAUUUUUUUGUGUGUCUCCUUCCACUGGACCGGAUGCCUGUGUGCUUUCGACACUACAGUACAUGCCAACCUUCAUGGACUGACUCGACUGUACAGAGAUAUUGGAGUAUUUUAUAUUGCAUAAACAUCAACAGGAGAGUUAUUGAAAUAUGACGACCCGUACACCAUGUUUAACCUGCAUGAAGCUUUCUAAACUUUUUUCUUGUUUCUUAUUAUCUUUUAUUUCCUAUUGAUUUCUGCUGCCUUAACUGUAUAGUGUUUGGACAUCAUUGUAUAUAGAUUAUAGAGCCACAGGAAGCCAUUUUUAGGGUUACCCUGGUGACGGAAUGCAGGGAGUGGGUGGGCGGGCUUUAUCAUGCUAUCAGCCUAUUGGUCAGGAAUCUCUUCUGCCCUGCCUGAGGCGUGGCUCCUCCCCCUGUGACCACAUCACUGGUGAGGGAGCCAAUCGGAGCUCUCGAAGCACAGCUAUUAAUGAGUUCUCACAAAAUGUGAUCCGCUUGUCUGGAAUCAUAUAUUACUUGAAACUGUGGGUGCGCAGGUUCGCACUCCAGUGACCCAGGAACUGCAUGGGGGUAUUUGGGAGACGGGGGUGGGGGAACACUCUACUAGGGGUCUAAGAGGAUGGAUUUACACAACGUUUGAUAAUGUUUUAGGGUUCUGUUUUGUUUUUGGUGCCACAAUUAAACCCUCAGCGUGAAUGAGUGAAAAAAGAAAAAAACAACAACAGAGAGAAUAGAGAAGCAAUAAAUGACAUCUGUUCUGUGUUGUGAAAUGUAACUGUUUCAAACAGUUUUGAAAAAUGAUUGAUUUGCACUUAUGUUAGGAUAAUAAUAAUAUUCAACUGAAUUUUGUUAUAUGUUUACAUGAAUAUUUUGUAAUAAAAGAAAUAA